CAUCAACCCGUGGCUAAGCAAGAGGUCAGCCGCUACUUCAGUUUCCUGCCUUUUCGAGCAAGAAAAGAGGGUUUAUGCUAAUUAGGUUUAUCUCAAGAAAAUUCUCUGGUUAGGGUUUAUGCUCACAUAUCAAUUCAACGAACCCCCUUUACAACUUUCUGUUUCUUCCUCAAAAAUCGGUUUUCCUUCUGGUUCUCGUGGUCUUACUGCAUACACAUUCAUACCCAUAUCGAAGUAUAAUACUAAGCAUGAGUUCCUUGUCAGUGAAACGCCUGUUGCAAUCAAGUGAUUUCUCGCUUUUGGUUCUCCAAAAAUGAUUUUUUUCUCAGUUUUAUUGAGUAUACUUCGCCCAAAGAGAAGCAUCAGAAGAAAUCACUUUUUAUGUACAUUCAUGUCUCGUUCUUCAUCUUCUUCUGUACAAUCACUAGACAUGUCAGAAGAAAACCAUCACAAUUUCGCAGAUUAUGCUGAAUUGAGGAGCAAUAUGCAGAAUUUAGCAAAGUCAAGUGGUAUUACUAAAGCACUACAGGCAUUCCGUCUUAUGAGAACCGCUGCUCCUGGUAAGCCAACAAUAUACGAUUACAAUUCGUUGAUCAAUUGCUGUUUGAAAUCGGAAAAUUUGUGUUUACAUGAUCUUUCUGCCCUGUAUUCGGAAAUGAAAACACUUGGAUUAUCCCCAAAUGCAUCCACUUUCAAUACUUUCUUGAAGGGAUUAAAUCUUAUCGGGGAAUCAAAAGUUGCUCUUUGGGUCAUUAUUGAAAUGUGUAAUCAUGCCUUUACUCCUUCAUUUACUUCUUUAUCAACUUUGCUCAAGAAAUGUUCAGAUUCCAUGGAAUUAGAAGAUGCAAUUACUGUUCUUGAAUUGAUGAUGGGGUUGAAUUACAUUCCAACUGAACCACAAGUGAUUUUGUUAAUUAAUCGCCUAAGCAAACAUGGGAUGACAGAAAAGGCUUGCUUAGUGCUCUGUAAACUAUUAGACAAAGGUUAUUUUCCAAGCCCAUAUAUAUACAACCCAAUAAUAUGGUCUUUAUGUAAAUCUGAUCAGAUUAGUAUAGCUUUAGCAAUCUUUUGUUCUUUAGAGAAAAAGGGUUUUGUACAUAAUGUCUGUUCAUAUACAGCUCUUUUUUACGGGUUUUGUAAAAAAAGGUUAUUUAAGGAGGCUUCAAAUUGUUUGAACAAAAUGACAACAAAUAGUCGUUUCUACCCUAAUGUGAGAACUUACACCACAUUCAUCAAGUGUCUAUGUGACAAUGGAAGGAUACAAGAGGCAUUAAGUUUGUUAGGUCGAAUGGAAAAAAGAGGAUUGGAUCCUGAUAUUGUUACAUAUAACAUAAUUCUUCGUGCUCUUUCAAACCAAAAUAUGGUUCAUGAAGUUUUUGACCUUUUUCAAACUAUCUACCAAAAGGAACUUUCACCAGAUCGCUAUACAGCUACUGCUUUAUCGGGACUACUCAAAAAGGGUAAUUUAGGAAUUGCGCGUACUCUUUUGCAUGAUAUUUUCUAUGGUGGAAGUGAUAUGGAUAUUGCGGUUUAUAACGUGUACUAUUCUCUCUUUUCUGGUUUUAAAUCCAAAGAGUUGUCUUAUGUGAUUGAAUGUAUGAUAAAGAAUGACAUCGAGCCAAAUAACAUAUCAUUCAACACAAUUCUAAAAGGUUUUUGUAAAGGGAAAUCCAUGGAUGAAGCUCUAAAGUAUUUUCAAAGCAUCAAGAAACCCGAUUUGGUGUCUUUCAACACGAUUUUAUCGGCUGCAUGUAAAAAGGGUGAUUCAAAAAUGGUUCAAAAGGUGAUUGAUUUAAUGAAAGAUGAAGGUUUUAAGUUAAAUGUUGUGGGGUUUACUUGUUUAAUGCAAUAUUAUUGCAAUGUUGGAAAGCUUAAUGAUUGUUUAGAUGCAUUUGAAUGUAUGAUUUCUCAAGGUCUUCGACCCUCAAUGGUGACAAUUAAUAGUCUUAUGAUUGGUCUUUGCAAGAAUCGGGAACUUGAAGCUGCUUAUUGGGUUUUUUGUAAUUUAGAAAGUUAUGGAUUGUCAUCGGAUUCAAGAACUUAUAAGAUUCUUAUGCGUGCUGCUAAGAUUGAAGGGAAUGAUUUGUUGGUGGAGGAAUUACAAAGGAAAUGUAGGGGGGAAGGUGUGAAGCCGAAUAAUUGAAUAGAAAAAAAUGGUUUGAUCUUUAAAGAAAUGAUUACAAAUGGGUUCCAAUGUGGAUUGGGGUCUUAUGUAUCUGAUUUACAUCUCAAAUGAUUGAUCUGAGCGCAGGCUGGUGUGAGCCAGCUAAGGGGUUGCUAGAAGAAUAACCUUUUUUACAGAGCAAUUUUCUUACCAGCGAAUGGACAAGCUUUCUAAGGCUAUUUUCAAUUAUGAGGGUGGCAAUUCCAUCUCUAGCAACCAAAAAAGUGAGUAUGACACACACGGGCAUCUAUUUUCAGGCUAAAAGUGUUCCCAUAUCUAGUCAAGUGGCAUCAUCUUGAUUGGUGAUAAGAGUAAAGCUGAAUGCUGGAAGAAGGUAAAUGUCUCAUCAUAUAAUUUUGUAGCAGGGAUAAAUGUAAGAAAUAUCAACAUUCUUGUAUUUAUUUGUUUAUUAUAACAUUCUACUUUCCUUUCUUUUCUAUUACAACACUUUGAUUUUCAUUUUUUGUUUUCUAAUUAAGGAAUUGUACUUUCAACUC
Molecule: messenger RNA, 2661 nt
Organism: Lactuca sativa (garden lettuce)
Lineage: Eukaryota; Viridiplantae; Streptophyta; Magnoliopsida; Asterales; Asteraceae
Molecular function (GO): protein binding
Source: RefSeq, a predicted model, not a curated record